CACCAACGCGGUCAAUGACAUCAUCAACGGCGCCGACGCAGUCAAUGAUAUCAUCAACGGCGCCAACGCGGUCAAUGACAUCAUCAACGGUGCCGACACGGUCAAUGAUAUCAUCAACAGCACCAACGCGGUCAAUGACAUCAUCAACGGCGCCGACGCAGUCAAUGAUAUCAUCAACGGCGCCAACGCGGUCAAUGACAUCAUCAACGGUGCCGACACGGUCAAUGAUAUCAUCAACAGCACCAACGCGGUCAAUGACAUCAUCAACGGCGCCGACGCAGUCAAUGAUAUCAUCAACGGCGCCAACGCGGUCAAUGACAUCAUCAACGGUGCCGACACGGUCAAUGAUAUCAUCAACAGCACCAACGCGGUCAAUGACAUCAUCAACGGCGCCGACGCAGUCAAUGAUAUCAUCAACGGCGCCAACGCGGUCAAUGACAUCAUCAACGGUGCCGACACGGUCAAUGAUAUCAUCAACAGCACCAACGCGGUCAAUGACAUCAUCAACGGCGCCGACGCAGUCAAUGAUAUCAUCAACGGCGCCAACGCGGUCAAUGACAUCAUCAACGGUGCCGACACGUCAAUGAUAUCAUCAACGGCGCCAACGCGGUCAAUGACAUCAUCAACGGUGCCGACACGGUCAAUGAUAUCAUCAACAGCACCAACGCGCACCAACGCGGUCAAUGACAUCAUCAACGGCGCCGACGCAGUCAAUGAUAUCAUCAACGGCGCCAACGCGGUCAAUGACAUCAUCAACGGUGCCGACACGUCAAUGAUAUCAUCAACGGCGCCAACGCGGUCAAUGACAUCAUCAACGGUGCCGACACGGUCAAUGAUAUCAUCAACAGCACCAACGCGCACCAACGCGGUCAAUGACAUCAUCAACGGCGCCGACGCAGUCAAUGAUAUCAUCAACGGCGCCAACGCGGUCAAUGACAUCAUCAACGGUGCCGACACGGUCAAUGAUAUCAUCAACAGCACCAACGCGGUCAAUGACAUCAUCAACGGCGCCGACGCAGUCAAUGAUAUCAUCAACGGCGCCAACGCACGUCGUCAAUGGCAGCGACGCGGCCGAUGGUAUCAUCAAAAGCACUGA
This is a messenger RNA of Charadrius vociferus (killdeer), 1096 nucleotides long. RefSeq names its product putative mediator of RNA polymerase II transcription subunit 26. The transcript is spliced from 5 exons. The record is from RefSeq and is a predicted model, not a curated record. Lineage: Eukaryota; Metazoa; Chordata; Aves; Charadriiformes; Charadriidae. The annotation marks the transcript as partial.